CUAGACACUGGUCGUGGGAAUAUGGUGUCUUGACAGUAACAGUUUUUGAUACGGUCCAACGUCCGUUAACUUAAACGUAACAUUUAAACCGGUGUUACGCGCAGGGUCAGUGUAGACUCCUUUGCACACAACCGAAGAAUAAAUAAAGGAAAAAUGACUACCAGUGAACAUGGAAACGUAGACUUCCAGAGUGAUGGGACAAAAAGGGACAUCGAGGAGAAUGAAACGUCCCCUUUACUACAGAAUGAAAUAUUACAAACCAGAACCAAAGGAGCCUCAUUUGCUUCCUCUGUUUUUAACCUUAUGAAUGCCAUCAUGGGAAGUGGCAUACUUGGGCUUGCCUAUGCUAUAGCUAGUACUGGCAUAGUUAGUUUCUGCAUUCUCUUACUGCUGGUGGCUAGCCUGGCAGCCUAUUCUAUACAUCUCCUAUUGAAACUCUGUGACCAAACAGGUAUUAAUUCAUAUGAAGAUCUUGGAGGUCAAGCGUUGAAAAAGCCAGGCAAAAUUUUGGUUGGAAUUACCAUUCUCAUCCAAAAUAUCGGAGCCAUGUCAUCCUAUUUGUUCAUCUUGAAGUCAGAGCUCCCUGCCACCAUCAACAGCCUUCUCAGCCCAGAUGAACCUGGAGAUGCCUGGUAUCAAGAUGGCCAAAUGCUGCUGAUCCUGGUGACACUUUGUGUGGUUUUACCCCUGGCAAUGCUGCCUAAGAUUGGUUUCUUGGGAUAUGCGAGUAGCCUUUCUUUCUUCUUCAUGCUUUAUUUUGCUAUCGUGGUAGUGAUCAAGAAAUGGUCCAUCCCCUGCCCUCUUCCAAGCAACAUGACUAUGCCACCAGGCACCUACCAGAUAUCAAAUUCCUCAGAUUCAGACUGUACACCCAAUUUCUUUAUCAUCUCCAGUAAGAGUGCCUAUGCCAUCCCCACCAUGGCCUUCUCCUUUCUGUGCCACACAGCUGUCCUGCCCAUCUACUGUGAACUAGACCAGCCUACUAAGAAAAGGAUGCAGAACGUUGCCAACGUCGGCAUCUCUCUCAGCUUUUUGGUUUACAUGCUCUCUGCCCUGUUUGGCUACCUCACAUUUUAUGCCCAUGUGAAUUCUGAGCUGUUGAUGAACUAUGAUGCCUACAUGCCCCGUGACAUUAUGGUGAUAACUGUUCGUCUGGCUAUUCUGUUGGCAGUGCUUUUAACUGUCCCUCUCAUCCAUUUUCCUGCCCGUAAGGCUGUGAACAUGUUGCUGUUUGGAGGAAGGCCAUUUUCCUGGGUCAUUCAUGUUCUGGAAACUCUAACACUCGUGGGUGUGGUGCUGCUUCUGGCUAUCCUUGUGCCAGACAUUAGAAAUGUAUUUGGAGUAGUGGGAUCGACCACGUCCACCUGCCUCUUGUUUGUUUUCCCCGCUGUUUUCUACCUCAAGCUGGGCGACCAACCUGUCGGGUCCCCUGAGUCCCUCGGGGCUGCGGCUCUGUUGGUCUUCGGUUUGAUUGUGGGAGUGCUGAGCCUCUUCGUCAUCAUUGUCACCUGGGUACAGAAUCCAUGACAGUUGGAAAAAAACGUAAAAAUUCAACAAUGAAAGGACGAAACAAAGGGAUAAGUGUGCUAAAGGAAAACUAAGUGAUAAAGGUGCUAAUCAUCUCUCUCUGAUGAUGACGUCAAAUGUGUUCUUCAAAAUUCUGUUUUCAUCAUUAUCAUGAUGAAUAUUUCCGUUUAGUACUGGACUAUGUUGUUUUUUUUUUAAUAUAUGAGCUCUAUUGACAAUAUUUUUAUAUUCCUUUUUUCUGGCUCAUAUUUGCUACUCUCAAAUGUCAAUAUCUUAUUUCAGUUUCGUUUUUAUUGUUUUUAUGUUCUCUUUACAUGUAUAACAUUUACACAUGCUCUGCACAUGUAACAUAUUAUUAUGCAAAUAUUAUUUGCAAAUAGUAUUUUGUUAGUUUAUUAAGCUGCACGGAGCGCCGGGUUAUGUUGGGUUUACUGCAUUCAGAUAGUGUCAAAUAAGACGUUUCAGUUUUCUCUCCUGUUAUUGUUAAACUGUGCCAACCAUUACAUUGCCCAGUGCAGUAAAGCUCACCCGUCUUGCACUUGGGUAUGAAAAUACACACCACAAACAGUAUUUGCAAAAACUAUUUGGCAGCAAUUUCAAAUCUUACACUGGAAAAGCGCCAUUGUUUCUCAAAUCGUGUUUAUUUUUCAUAAACAAAAUUGUUCAUGUCAUAAUUGCCAUUCCAUUUUUCUGUACAAAUGUGGCCUUUGCCAGGGUUGUCUUUUCAGCCCUUUUUUUUUUUACAUCCUCAUAAGAAAUCCACGUGACUGUAGACUGAGAAGAAGGCACAGUCGCUAACAGACCAAACCUCAGGUAUAACUGUUAAUAGAAAUGUCAUGCUGCUCAUAUAAGUUUACUGAUAGACCAAAGACUAUAAACAUUCAACU
This is a messenger RNA of Lampris incognitus (smalleye Pacific opah), 2414 nucleotides long. RefSeq names its product solute carrier family 38 member 6 (gene slc38a6). The transcript has 16 exons. The coding region runs from base 154 to 1527 and encodes 457 amino acids. Gene Ontology annotation, biological process: amino acid transmembrane transport; L-glutamine transport. The record is from RefSeq and is a predicted model, not a curated record. NCBI's taxonomy places the organism in Eukaryota, Metazoa, Chordata, Actinopteri, Lampriformes, Lampridae. Gene Ontology annotation, molecular function: L-glutamine transmembrane transporter activity.